AUAGAAUAUUCAGACACUAUUGUAAUCCGACUUGUUGCCUUUCUGUCCUUCUUUUCUUAUCAAGUCCAUUGUCAGCUGUCCAUUGUCCAUUUAUCCAACCACUUGAAUUUGAAUAAUCAAUCAGAUAUUCCACCCAGCGUCAUUGAUGAACCACCCAACCACAUUAUCCACAUCCCGGCACAGCAUGGUAACGUGACCUGCUUGCUGAGACGAAGACGCAGCAAUGGAACCCAACGUCCAGCGCCUUCUUAACGAUAAGCUGUACGACAAGAGGAAGACCGGUGCCCUUGAACUCGAACGCUCUAUUCGGGAGCUGACAGCGGCCAAGGACUACAAAAGGGUUAAGGAUAUCCUUGAGCAGUUGUGUAACGAAUACGCUUAUGCUGUCCAUCAACCCCAUGCACGAAAUGGAGGUUUGAUCGGUUUGGCCGCUGCUGCCAUCGCCCUCGGUUCAGAGCUGCCGAGAUAUCUCGAGGUUAUCGUGCCGCCUGUUCUGGCUUGUUUUACCGACCAAGAUGCUCGCGUUCGAUAUUAUGCAUGCGAGUCUAUGUAUAACAUUGCCAAGGUUGCCAAAGGCGAGAUUUUGAAAUAUUUUAACCACAUUUUUGAUGCUUUAUGCAAGCUAGGCGCAGACUCAGAACUUUCUGUGAAAAACGGCGCCGAACUUCUCGAUCGUCUAAUCAAGGAUAUUGUCUCCGAGUCAGCGGCUACUUACGUGUCCGUGCUCGAGAGUGAACCUCCCCCGCCUUAUGAUGCGAAGGACUCUGAGCAAGGCGCUUCCCCUAAUUCGAACCUCCCAACAGCUUUCUCCCUCCCAGAUUUUAUCCCUCUCCUAAAGGAACGGAUAUGGGUUAUGAACCCGUUUACUAGAACGUUCCUUGUCGGUUGGAUUACUCUACUCGACUCGAUUCCGGAUCUCGAACUGGUUACGUACCUGCCCGAGUUUCUGGGUGGUUUGCUCAAGUUUCUCAGUGGCAACAAUGCCGACGUCCAUGCGGCAACGCAGGCCUGUCUGGAUAAGUUCUUGAACGAGAUCAAGAGAAUUGCCCGAGUGAAGAAGGGUAUCGCCGAGAGCAGAAAGUCGAAGGGAGAUGGAAAGAGGAAGCGGGAGGACUCUGUCGAUAGCGGUAGUAUGCGUCUGGCAGCAGAUGACGCCGAGGAAGCAGGCUCUACUACGGCCAACGAGGAUGAUGAUGAAGUUAGCAGUGAGGAUGACUGGAUUCCGGGACAAGAUGUGCAGAUUAACUAUAAGGCCAUCCUUGAGAUCCUCACUGCGACCCUUGAUUCCCCCCUGGAGGAAGACAGCCUUCUAGAAAGCCUACGAUGGAUAGUAUCGUUUCUAGAUAUCUGCCCUGAAGAAGUCUUACCAUUUACUCCUAAAAUAUUAGCCCACCUUCUCCCAGCGAUGGCUAGCGGGGUCGAGCCGAUUCGCCAGGCUGCGACAAGAGUGAACACAUCACUGAUGGAAUAUGUUGUCUCUCUUACAGACGAAACCGAAGUGGCCCCGGGCCCGUCAACGUCACGACUGUCUGCACCUGCUACUGACCGCCCCGAAGGAGCGUCCAGUACACGCGCCUCCUUGUCGAGCAAUCGCGAAAUAGAUCUACGCAGUCCCACACCGGCUCAAAACCGCAGAGCAUCAACCCCCGCUCAACCAUCUCAGCCUCAGCCAGACUUGGAUUAUGCUGCCGCAGUUAAUUCUCUCACCUUGCUAUUCUUAAAUGACCACGAGGAAACCCGCGUUGCUGCACUAACUUGGCUCAUCAUGUUGCACCGAAAAGCACCUAGGAAAAUCGUUGCGUUCAACGACGGAACAUUCCCUGCCCUCCUCAAGACGCUUUCAGACCCGGCAGAAGCUGUCGUUACCAAGGACUUACAGUUACUAUCUCAAAUAUCUAGAAACAGCGAAGACGACUACUUUUCUAAUUUUAUGGUCAGUCUUCUGCAACUUUUCUCUACUGAUAGAAAGCUACUAGAGACUCGAGGAAACCUGAUCAUACGCCAAUUAUGUAUGACUCUGAGCCCCGAGAGGAUAUACCGUACUCUAGCCGAAACGAUUGAGAAAGAAGAGGAUGUUGAGUUUGCCAGCAUAAUGGUGCAGAAUCUCAACAAUAACCUAAUUACGGCGCCGGAACUAGCCGACUUGAGGAAACGAUUACGGAACCUAGAGACGAAGGAGGGCCAGGUGUUCUUCGUCGCCUUGUUCCGUUCUUGGUGUUACAACGCCGUUGCAACCUUCUCCUUGUGUCUACUCGCUCAGGCAUACGAAGCUGCGUACAAUCUCUUGCAGAUUUUUGCGGAGCUAGAGAUGACAGUCCACAUUCUCAUCCAGAUCGACAAGCUUGUCCAACUGAUUGAGUCUCCCGUCUUCACAUAUUUGCGACUCCAGCUUCUCGAACCCGAGAAGUAUCCAUACCUCUAUAAAUGUCUUUAUGGAAUUUUGAUGCUUUUGCCGCAGUCCUCUGCUUUUGCGGCUCUCAAGAAUAGGUUGAACAGCGUAAGCGCGAUAGGAUACUUGCAGACCGGGCCUCGACCUCCUGCAACUACACCUAGCGCUUCAAAUUAUGACCGCCCAAACAGGUUGGGGAAGGGCCGCGAAGACAAUACGAUACGAUGGGACCAGCUCUUGGAAAAGUUCAGGAGCGUACAGGAAAAGGCGAGACGGGCACAGAGGAUGCAGGACGGCAGUAACCUCGACGACGGGUUAGACUUCGGCGGACUACGUAUCACAGAACGAGAGCCCCCACGGCCUCUCCCGGCCCCGUCCGUACCACCGAAAGACUCGACGCCGCCCGCUGCGCCGCCGCCAAAGCGUUCGGGAUUAGGGAAACAGUUUGGACGACUGGGCGCGUCCGUCUCAGGCAGAGGGAAACGAUCGCAGCCCCAAUAGAAGUGAAGUUGGUUAUGCCGUCGGGUUUUGCAGUCAUUCAUCUACGUCGUCGUAGAGAGGGUGACCUACUUACUACAAGGGAGGUGAUUUUUGAAGAAGCGAUUCGUUCCAGAUAGAUUAUUAUGUCUUGUACCGAGUACUGUCAGCAU
Molecule: messenger RNA, 3039 nt
Organism: Daldinia loculata
Lineage: Eukaryota; Fungi; Ascomycota; Sordariomycetes; Xylariales; Hypoxylaceae
Product: vacuole morphology and inheritance protein
Exons: 9
Coding region: 224-2890 (888 amino acids)
Biological process (GO): positive regulation of kinase activity; phosphatidylinositol biosynthetic process
Cellular component (GO): PAS complex; endosome membrane; fungal-type vacuole membrane
Source: RefSeq, a predicted model, not a curated record